GGGCUCUCGGCAGACAGCUGCGGCGGCGUGCCUGGCAGUGAAGCGGUAGCAGGUAGAGCCAGCCAGUCUAGCUUAGCCACCACACUAGUGUGAUGGCGACCACCGGCGGCGGCAAGGCGGCACUGGUGCUGGGGCGGCUUCUGCUUCUGCUGUGCGUGCUCGGCCAUGGAGCUGCGCAGCGGUACAACGCCAUCUGGAGCUUCGGCGACUCCAUCUCCGACACCGGCAACCUCUGCGUGGGGGGCGGGUGCCCUUCCUGGCUCACCACGGGGCAGCCGCCCUACGGGGAGACCUUCUUCGGCCGCCCCACCGGACGCUGCUCCGACGGCCGCGUCAUCGUCGACUUCCUGGCCGAGCACUUUGGGCUGCCCCUGCUGCCGGCUUCGAAAGCCGGCGGCGACUUGAAGAAGGGGGCGAACAUGGCGAUCAUCGGCGCCACCACCAUGGACUUUGACUUCUUCAAGUCCAUCGGCCUCAGCGACAAGAUCUGGAACAACGGGCCGCUGGACACCCAAAUCCAGUGGUUCAGGCAGCUGCUCCCCUCCGUGUGCGGGAAGGAUUGCAAGAACUACCUGUCCAAGUCCCUGUUCGUGGUGGGCGAGUUCGGCGGCAACGACUACAACGCGGCGCUCUUCUCGGGGCGGUCCAUGGCGGAGGUGAGAGGGUACGUGCCCAUGGUGGUGAGCAAGCUCGUCCGCGGCCUGGAGGCGAUCGUGAGGAGCGGAGCCGUGGACGUGGUGGUGCCCGGGGUGCUCCCCAUCGGCUGCUUCCCCAUCUACCUCACCCUCUACGGCACCUCCAACGCCGCCGACUACGACCGCGACGGCUGCCUCCGCGCCUACAACGGCCUCUCCUCCUACCACAACGCGCUGCUGCGGCGGAGCCUGUCCGGCCUGCGCAGGACGUACCCGCACGCCCGGAUCAUGUACGCCGACUUCUACACCCAGGUCACCCACAUGAUCCGGGCCCCUCACAACUUCGGGCUCAAGUACGGCCUCAAGGUCUGCUGCGGCGCCGGCGGGCAGGGCCAGUACGGCUACAACAACAAGGCGCGGUGCGGCAUGGCCGGGGCCAGCGCCUGCGCCGACCCGGGCAACUACCUCAUCUGGGACGGCAUCCACCUCACCGAGGCGGCCUACCGCUCCAUUGCCGACGGCUGGCUCAAGGGCCCCUACUGCAGCCCUCCCAUCCAGCACUGAUCGAGCUAGCUGGGCCGGGGGACUGAAUAGCUAAUUAAGCUAGCAGCAUAUUAUUCAUGAGUGACAUCAUCGUGCUUUGUUUGUUUACGGCUAAUUGCCAUGUGCAUCAUCCUAGCGCUCUAGCAGGUUCAUCAAUGAUGGGUUUGCUAUUUGGUUUGUCAAUUAGUUGUUCAAUUGGUGAGGAAGGGGUAGCUGGUGUUUCGGCGGUGUGGUGGGAACAGUGAUGAAUAAACGUGUAAUGGACUGUUUACAAUUAGCUACGACGUACGUGAACAAUAAGCUCAUAUCACAGCAAACAACAAUAUAUGACGGGAAGGAGCACA
Messenger RNA from Zea mays, 1522 nucleotides. RefSeq lists its product as uncharacterized. The record is from RefSeq and is marked validated. Lineage: Eukaryota; Viridiplantae; Streptophyta; Magnoliopsida; Poales; Poaceae. Gene Ontology annotation, molecular function: hydrolase activity, acting on ester bonds.